Paramormyrops kingsleyae is the source of this 1645-nucleotide messenger RNA. It is a transcript of the gene plgrkt, whose product is annotated as plasminogen receptor, C-terminal lysine transmembrane protein. NCBI's taxonomy places the organism in Eukaryota, Metazoa, Chordata, Actinopteri, Osteoglossiformes, Mormyridae. Gene Ontology annotation, cellular component: plasma membrane. The record is from RefSeq and is a predicted model, not a curated record. Gene Ontology annotation, biological process: positive regulation of plasminogen activation.
UUGAUGCCUUUCUGCCAUUUACACAGACGGCCUGUGCACAAAGAGCAGAAAUAAUCAUCACAUUUUUUACUGGAUAUUGCUAUCUUUACAGCUAACUAGCUAGCGGUUUUAGGUAGGGACCCGGCAUUGGUGUAUAUUAGGCGGAUUUUAUAGCCAUUUAUCUGAAUGUGAAGCUGUCACUUUAACAGUCCUAGCAGAAACGGUGACCUAGUUGGCUGUACAGAAUUUAAAGUUUAAUUCCUUUAUUUGACCUUACUAGUUAUGCACCGAUUAGCUGUGUUGCCUGCGAGGUCCACCAUUAGUUCUCUCUUCACUCUUCUACUUCUGUCUUUUGUUGAGACAAGUCCAACAUUGAUGCCAAGUUCAAAACUGUAGCCAGUGUCAGAAAGUUAUUUUAGGUGCAGAAAAAAGUAAUUCGGGGAAUCUAGGUGUUUCGUUUGUGUUAGCCAUCGGAUUGUCAUCUUUCCCCGUUUCAAACGAUUGUGUCCCUCGAUGCAUUUGAGAGGCUGAAGAAACAUACUGGCGUAUAAUCGAAAGCAGUAUUUGUACACUAGGGUUUUUACAGAAGGGAACAAUGGGAUUCCUCAUGUCUAAGUCCAUGGAACAGAGCAUGAAAAAGCAGCAGGAGUUUAUGCUGCUCAAUGGUAGACUUCAGCUGGAACGCCAAAUUCUGAUGCAGAACCAGAUGAGAGAGCGGCAGGUGGCCAUGCAGAUCGCCUGGUCCAGGGAAUUCCUCAAGUACUAUGGCAGUUUCUUUGGCCUUGCUGCCUUUGGCCUCUCCGUCGGUGCUAUGAAGCGGAAGAGCCCUGGUCUCUUCGUCCCCAUUAUUCCGCUGAGCUUCAUCUUGGCCUACCAACUGGACACGGCCUAUGGGACUCUGCUGCAGCGCAUGAAGAGUGAAGCGGAGGACAUUAUGGUGACAGAGCACGAGCGCUUGGAGCUUCCGCACGGGACGCCCACCUUUGAGGCCAUCGAGAAAGCACGGCGAGCCCAGAGCGCCUUCUUCCUGGAGAAGUGAGCUUCUCUCAGACGUCGCCGGCUCACCUGUGGGUUUUAGUAUCAGCCAAAAUGUCGGGAACCGUGUAACACUAAUUUAUUCGUAAUUAUGGUCGUAUGCAUUUCUCUGCAUCUACCUGUCAGUAGCAGCUUUGGGGGUUCAGUGUCACCCUGGGAAAUAAAUAAAAGCAGAGCUGCCAUCUUUCUGUCAUCGACACCCGUGGAACACACAGUCUGUCAGUCUGAAUCAGCAGGAGUCAUCCUUCAUAGACAUAUGCUCAGUUACUUAUUUGGCUGGACUCUACCUAAAAAGUGAUGUAUAUGUAUUUUAAAAUUUGUACAAUGAAUCAGUCCAAUCUGUCAUUUGUCAGUUUUGUUAUCAUAACAACCCAAUAUAUGCUGACAUUCAACUUUUUUGAAGAGCACUUUUAAUUUUUUUUUUUUUUUACUAUUGUGGCCAAACUUCAUGCAGUUGUUAAUGGUUUCUGAGAUGAUCCCAAUAAAUCACUUCAUGCUAUAGGCAUGUAUGUAUGUGAUGUAAAAGAGUGUUUUGAACCAGUAAUGAUGUAUCUCUUGAUUUUAUUAUGUGAAUUACGUUGAGAUUUGCCUGGAGCUUCAUAUGUCAAGUAAAAUUGUCUUUGAGACCGCA